UUCUCACCAUCACUGUGUGGUCGCUAAAGCUAAACUAACGAAGAAUCUGAACGGACACAUUCGCAUGCAACAGCCAAGAGGCGGGGUUGAUUGUAAAAACUCACUGCGGGGCCAGCGAUCAAGGUGCGUCCAGACAUUCAUUGGUGGAGCAAUAAAUUUGUGUUUGUUCGGAUAAUUGGAUUUAAGAUUUCCCAAAGGCAAAAAGAGAAGCAACCCAAUGCUAGCAUCAAUCGCAAGCUCUCACCAUGGAAAAUCACUUUUCAAGCUUCAAUCAGACCCCAAUCUGGUGGUUUCACUACGUUCUUCAAGAACUUGCUCACAUCUCGCUUCGAUUCCUCCCAACAAUUGCUCCUUUAAAUUCACACUUCAACGCAAAUUUCACCCACAAUUAGUGUUAAACCAAUCUAUUCGUGUUCCGCGCACCAGUCUAGCUCCAUUAUCGACAAUCCGCAAAACUUAUAGGUUAAGCUAUGCUCCUCCUCUUCGUUGCGGCAUUUCACCGAAUCAGUAUAGUUCAAAUGGUGGCCGGAGUUUUCGGGAUUGGGUGGAGCUUGUUGGAGAGGUACUGUCCACGGCAUUUCCCUUGUGGGUUACUAUUGGGUGCGUGUUGGGGUUGGUCAAACCUAGUUCCUUCGACUGGGUGACGCCCAAAUUGAGCAUUCUUGGUCUAACCACGAUCAUGCUUGGCAUGGGUAUGACGCUUACUUUUGAUGAUCUUCGUGGAGCUCUUGCUAUGCCUAAGGAAGUACUCUCAGGUUUCGUGCUUCAGUAUUCGGUUAUGCCAAUAUCUGGAUUUCUUGUAAGCAAACUCUUAAAUCUGCCAUCACCUUAUGCAGCUGGUUUAAUAUUGGUUGGGUGCUGCCCUGGUGGUACGGCUAGUAACAUUGUUACUUAUCUUGCACGAGGCAAUGUGGCGCUUUCUGUGUUAAUGACAGCUGCAAGCACUUUUGCCUCUGUGGUCAUGACUCCUUUUCUGACAGCAAAACUAGCUGGUAAAUAUGUAGCUGUGAAUGCAGCUGACUUGCUGGUGUCAACUUUGCAGGUUGUGCUCCUACCUGUUCUGGCUGGUGCUUUCUUGAAUCAGUUUUUCCAGCCUUUUGUUAAAUUCUUCAACCCAUUGAUGCCACCUGUUGCUGUAGCAACCGUGGCAAUUUUAUGUGGAAAUGCCAUAGCCCAAAGUUCUUCAGCAAUCCUCAUGUCUGGAGGGCAAGUGAUUCUAGCUUCCUGUCUUCUUCAUGCUUCUGGGUUUUUCUUCGGUUACAUACUUGCAAGGAUGCUGGGGAUAGAUGUGUCCUCAUCUCGAACAAUUUCCAUUGAGGUUGGCAUGCAGAACUCGGUUCUUGGACUUGUGCUAGCUACAAAGCAUUUUGGGGAUCCUCUGACAACAGUACCAUGUGCAGUUUCCAGUGUGGCACAUUCAAUCUUCGGAAGCGCGUUGGCUGGAAUUUGGAGACGCUCUGCACCUUCUGAGUGAAGAAUUUGUAUGUAAUCAGUCGUUGAAUUCAUGCAUAAGCUUUGGAACUGUUUCAGCGAUGACUUGUUAUCCUUUCCAGUCAUUAAUUAAAAUUGCAUCUGGGUUGUUUUCACUACCCUUAGUUCAGAUUAAAUCAUGUCUUGCUUUUGAUGCUAUCAACAAUAUAUAGAGUAUGUUAAUAUAGGUGAUAAAUUUAAGCUUA
Prosopis cineraria is the source of this 1676-nucleotide messenger RNA. RefSeq names its product probable sodium/metabolite cotransporter BASS1, chloroplastic. The transcript is spliced from 7 exons. The record is from RefSeq and is a predicted model, not a curated record. NCBI's taxonomy places the organism in Eukaryota, Viridiplantae, Streptophyta, Magnoliopsida, Fabales, Fabaceae. Bases 218 to 1474 code for a protein of 418 amino acids. Gene Ontology annotation, cellular component: membrane.